This is a messenger RNA of Symbiodinium sp. CCMP2456, 345 nucleotides long. NCBI's taxonomy places the organism in Eukaryota, Dinophyceae, Suessiales, Symbiodiniaceae. The record is from the annotation of a GenBank genome assembly.
GUCCUGAAUUUUGGAGCCUCCACCGUCGAGAUGUCAAUGCAAAUUGGAGAGCGCCUGUCAACGCUCAGCUUAGAGGAUGCAGAAGCCACCACGGAACAGGACAAGAACAUGAUCACCCAGCUCGUGCUGCAAGAGAUGGAGAGCUUCGGAAAGAUCAACACCGUCCUCCGAGAGCACAUCGGUCAUGCUCUGGGCAUAUGCCGCGAUCGGGUUGACGAUGACUUCGACACCUUGUUUGUCAAGCUUGGCACUUUGGAUGAGGACAAGCUCCACAUUGCGCGGGCGAGAAGGGCGAGUGAGCACGGGAGUGAGCACGGUACGAGCCCGAGCGGUGUGCGGAUUUGA